Molecule: messenger RNA, 1389 nt
Organism: Sphenostylis stenocarpa
Lineage: Eukaryota; Viridiplantae; Streptophyta; Magnoliopsida; Fabales; Fabaceae
Source: the annotation of a GenBank genome assembly
AUGGCUUCCAAUGGAAAAAUCCUUCCUCAUCAAGCCCAAGUGGUGGUGGUUCUCAUACCCUUCCCUGCACAAGGCCAUCUCAACCAGCUUCUGCACCUCUCAAGCCUUAUCUUAUCACACAACAUACCAGUUCAUUAUGUUGGAACUGUCACACACAUUCGCCAAGCCACACUUCGACACCACAAAUCCAUUUCUAACAUCCAUUUCCAUGCCUUUGAAGUUCCACCCUUUGUUUCCCCUCCUCCAAACCCAAACAAUUCAGAGACUGAUUUUCCAUCUCAUCUAAUUCCCUCCUUUGAGGCCUCUACACAUCUUCGGGAGCCUGUCAGAAGCCUGCUUCAAUCCCUCUCCUCUCAAGCCAAAAGGGUCAUAGUCAUCCAUGACUCUGCCAUGGCCUCAGUGGCACACGAUACCACAAACAUGCUUAAUGUUGAGAAUUACACUUUUCACAGCACAUGUGCCUUUACCAUCUACGUUUUCAUUUGGGAGAAAAUGGGAAGGCCUUCAGUUGAAGCCAUGCACGCCCUAAAACUUCCUUCUCCGGAAGGAUGCUUCCCAACCCAAUUCUUGGAUUUCAUGAUUGUACAAAGGGAUUUCCGCAAAUUCAGUGAUGGAAACAUCUACAACACGAACAGGGAAAUUGAUGGUCAUUACAUUGAUUUGCUGGAACAUAUCAGUGGCGGCAAGAAGGUUUGGGCACUGGGGCCAUUCAACCCUUUAGCCAUUGAGAAGAAAGAUUCAAUAGGAUCCAGGCACUCAUGCAUGGAGUGGCUUGAUAAACAAGAGCCAAGUUCAGUCAUAUAUGUGUCCUUUGGGACCACAACAACUUGGACGGAGGAACAAAUCCAACAGAUAGCCAUUGGGUUGGAACAAAGCAAGCAGAAGUUCAUCUGGGUGCUGAGGGAUGCUGAUAAAGGGGAUAUCUUUGAUGGAAAUGAAGCAAAAAGGCAUGAGCUUUCAAAUGGGUUUGAGGAGAGAGUUAAAGGGUUGGGGCUAGUUGUAAGGGAUUGGGCACCCCAAUUGGAAAUUCUUAGCCACACUUCAACAGGGGGGUUUAUGAGUCACUGUGGAUGGAACUCCUGCUUAGAGAGCAUAACCAUGGGGGUGCCAAUAGCAGCAUGGCCCAUGCACUCUGACCAGCCGAUAAAUGCAGUUUUGAUCACAGAGGUGCUCAAGGUUGGUUUGGUUGUGAAGGAUUGGGCACAGAGGAGUUCCUUGGUUAGUGCUUCAGCUGUUGAAAAUGGUGUGAGAAGGUUGAUGGAAACAAAGGAAGGUGAUGAAAUGAGAGAGAGAGCUGCGACACUUAAAAAUGGCAUCCAUAGGUCCAUGGAAGAAGGUGGAGUUUCUCGCAUGGAGAUGGAUUCUUUCAUUGCUCAUAUCACUAAAUAA